Molecule: messenger RNA, 8896 nt
Organism: Exaiptasia diaphana
Lineage: Eukaryota; Metazoa; Cnidaria; Anthozoa; Actiniaria; Aiptasiidae
Product: myosin-VIIa
Exons: 63
Coding region: 256-8193 (2645 amino acids)
Cellular component (GO): myosin complex; cytoskeleton
Molecular function (GO): cytoskeletal motor activity; ATP binding; protein binding
Source: RefSeq, a predicted model, not a curated record
UUUCCGAGGGUUUGUUUGAAAACAAGAACGGCUCGAUGCCUARAAAGAGUCCCUCGAAUAUUAAUUUUGUAUUUGAAAGUAAGUCAGAGUCARGGGAAGUAUGAGUGGCUCCUGAUUUUAUUGUAAUAUUAUCGCGAUUGGAAAGUAUUCGAUAGCGACGCCAUGCUUGAAUGAAAAUAUCACUACGGGCGCAUCUACACAGCCUGGGAACUUGAAGUUGAAUUAUCCCGGAWCAUUCGCACUGUGUAUUUCAAGAUGGUAAUUGUUACUAAAGGGGAGCAUGUGUGGCUGGAUCUCACAUCAGGAGGAGAGUUUGAUGUACCUAUUGGAGGACUUGUUAAAAUGGCUGACACAGGUCAAAUACAAGUAGUUGAUGAUGARGGCAAAGAGCACUGGAUCAAAGCAUCUAUGCAUAAAAAACUGAAAGUAAUGCAUCCAUCAAGUGUUGGCGGUGUUGAUGACAUGAUCCAGCUUGGUGACCUCAAUGAGGCUGGGAUGCUUCAUAAUCUCUACACUCGUUAUUAUCAUGACCAAAUUUAUACAUAUACUGGCUCCAUCUUAGUUGCUGUCAAUCCUUAUCAACUGUAUCCAAUAUAUGAUGCUGAGUAUAUCAAAAAAUACCAAAAUAGAAAACUAGGGGAGCUUCCACCACAUAUAUUUGCCAUUGCUGAUAAUGCAUAUAACUUCAUGAAACGAGAACAACAUGACCAGUGUGUAAUUAUAAGUGGAGAGAGUGGUGCUGGAAAAACUGAAUCAACAAAGCUCAUACUUCAGUACUUGGCAGCUGUCAGUGGCAGGCAUUCUUGGAUAGAACAGCAAAUUCUUGAAGCAAAUCCUAUUUUAGAAGCUUUUGGAAAUGCUAAGACAAUAAGAAAUGACAAUUCUAGUAGAUUUGGCAAGUAUAUCGACGUUCAUUUUGAGAAAUCUGGAGCUAUUGAAGGCGCAAAGAUUGAACAGUAUCUUCUGGAGAAAUCACGAAUUGUCAAUCAGAUGAGGGAUGAGCGGAAUUACCAUAUUUUCUACAGAAUGCUGGCUGGUAUGUCAGACCAAGAAAAGAAGUCCUUGCACCUGACAGAGGCAUCUGACUAUUACUACCUAACGCAGGGCAGCUGUAUAACAUGUGAUGGCAUGGAUGAUGCUGAAGAAUUUCUUAUUAUCAAAGCUGCUAUGAAGGUCCUACUGUUCACCAGCUCAGAGGCCGAUGCCAUCUUCAAACUUUUAGCUGCAAUUUUACAUAUUGGAAAUCUUGAGUUCGAAGGUAUGAUCAAGAGUACUGUAGAAGGCUGCGAUAUUAGUGAUGAGGAAAUAGGAAGAACCGUGUCCAAUCUACUCGAGGUUCCAUACAGUCUUUUGAACGAUGCUUUCACCAGCAAGUCCACCUUCGCUCACGGAGAGAUGAUCUUCUCUCCUAUUUCUGUCGAGAAAGCCAAAGAURUCCGUGACGCAUUUGUUAAGGGCAUUUAUGGUAGAAUCUUCAUAUGGAUUGUAAAUAAGAUCAAUAAAGCAAUCUUUCAACCAAAGGAAAAUCCCAACGCCAUACGAAUGUGCUUUGGUGUUCUUGAUAUAUUUGGCUUUGAAAACUUYGACCACAACAGUUUUGAGCAGCUUUGUAUUAACUACGCCAAUGAAAACCUCCAGCAGUUUUUUGUUCGACACAUCUUUAAAUUAGAACAGGAAGAGUACGACAAAGAGCAUAUCAAGUGGCAGCACAUUUCGUUCAUCGAUAAUCAAAAUAUUUUAGAUUUACUGGCACAAAAGUCCAUGAACGUAGUCGCCAUUGUUAACGAAGAAAGCAGAUUUCCAAGGGGAACCGAUGUAACAUUUCUGCAAAAACUCCAGUCAAAUCACAAGAAGAAUGGCCUCUACGUUCCUCCCAAGAAUAAUACGGACAGAGUGUUUGGAAUCAAACACUUUGCUGGGACGGUAUUCUAUGAUUCAAAAGGUUUCCUUGAAAAGAACCGCGAUACCUUUAGUGCCGAUCUGGUUAAUCUUAUUGGCAAAAGCAAAUCUCCGUUUCUGUUGGAAAUAUUCGCAAAAGAACGGUCCAUGGGUGAUGAAACUCGUAAGAGAGCUCCUACACUGGGAGAGCAGUUCAAGAGAUCUUUAGACAUGUUAAUGAAGACUCUUUCGGCUUGUCAUCCGUUCUUUGUUCGGUGUAUCAAACCGAAUGACUACAAGAAACCAAUGAUGUUUGAUCGAGUCUUGUGUUGCCGACAACUUCGUUACUCUGGUAUGAUGGAAACAAUAAGAAUUCGUAAAGCUGGCUAUCCCAUCCGCCAUACAUUCAAGGAAUUCAUGAACAGAUAUUACAUGCUUGGUAAAGGCAGUCCACCAAGCUCAAUUGAUUUCGAAGGGUUGAAGAGAGCCACAGACGAAAUWGCAAGGGCGUUGCUUGGCAAAAGCGACUGGCAGAUCGGCAAAAACAAAAUCUUCCUCAAGGACGCCCAAGAUCAUGAACUAGAAGACCAACGAGACAGACUUCUUACUCAGCGAGCAGUGCUUAUCCAGAGAGUCGUGCGUGGAUUCUUGACAAAGAAGCGUUUCGUUAAGCAGAAACAAGGAGCCUUAUUAAUACAGCGAGUAUGGCGYGGGCAUCAUGCAAGGGCCAAGUACCUGAAGAUUAGAAAUGGCUACGCUCGUCUACAGGCUGUCUACCGCGCCAAAGUUACUUCUGCCAAGUACCGUGCUCUUCGUGAUCGUGUGCGUGUCUUCCAAGCCUACUGUCGUGGCUUCCUAGCUCGGAAAGACUUCAACGAACGCAUGCGCAGUAUCGUCAAGAUUCAAUCAGGCAUGCGCAAAGUUUUGGCUAAAAAGACCGUUGAUCGUCUGAGAGUUGAAAAAGCUAAACGAGAAGAAGCAGAAAGACUACACAAAUUAGAAGAAAAGAGAUUGAGCAAAGCCCAGGCAGAGAGGUUGCAUAAGGAAAGAUUGGCUAAAAUUGAGCAAGAAGAAAGAGAAGAAAUCGAGAAACAUAAGAUAGAGGCUGAGAAAAAGAAACAUGAAAUUGAACUUGCUGAGAAAAAAGCAAGAGAAAGGAGAGAAGAAGACGUCGAUGACGAAAGAAUGGUUGAUGAAAUGUUUGGCUUUCUUCCUGAGGACAAACCGACUACACCUGAAUCUUCGAUGACUCCAAGUGCAUUCAAAGGUGAUGAAACUCGUAAGAGAGCUCCUACACUGGGAGAGCAGUUCAAGAGAUCUUUAGACAUGUUAAUGAAGACUCUUUCGGCUUGUCAUCCGUUCUUUGUUCGGUGUAUCAAACCGAAUGACUACAAGAAACCAAUGAUGUUUGAUCGAGUCUUGUGUUGCCGACAACUUCGUUACUCUGGUAUGAUGGAAACAAUAAGAAUUCGUAAAGCUGGCUAUCCCAUCCGCCAUACAUUCAAGGAAUUCAUGAACAGAUAUUACAUGCUUGGUAAAGGCAGUCCACCAAGCUCAAUUGAUUUCGAAGGGUUGAAGAGAGCCACAGACGAAAUWGCAAGGGCGUUGCUUGGCAAAAGCGACUGGCAGAUCGGCAAAAACAAAAUCUUCCUCAAGGACGCCCAAGAUCAUGAACUAGAAGACCAACGAGACAGACUUCUUACUCAGCGAGCAGUGCUUAUCCAGAGAGUCGUGCGUGGAUUCUUGACAAAGAAGCGUUUCGUUAAGCAGAAACAAGGAGCCUUAUUAAUACAGCGAGUAUGGCGYGGGCAUCAUGCAAGGGCCAAGUACCUGAAGAUUAGAAAUGGCUACGCUCGUCUACAGGCUGUCUACCGCGCCAAAGUUACUUCUGCCAAGUACCGUGCUCUUCGUGAUCGUGUGCGUGUCUUCCAAGCCUACUGUCGUGGCUUCCUAGCUCGGAAAGACUUCAACGAACGCAUGCGCAGUAUCGUCAAGAUUCAAUCAGGCAUGCGCAAAGUUUUGGCUAAAAAGACCGUUGAUCGUCUGAGAGUUGAAAAAGCUAAACGAGAAGAAGCAGAAAGACUACACAAAUUAGAAGAAAAGAGAUUGAGCAAAGCCCAGGCAGAGAGGUUGCAUAAGGAAAGAUUGGCUAAAAUUGAGCAAGAAGAAAGAGAAGAAAUCGAGAAACAUAAGAUAGAGGCUGAGAAAAAGAAACAUGAAAUUGAACUUGCUGAGAAAAAAGCAAGAGAAAGGAGAGAAGAAGACGUCGAUGACGAAAGAAUGUUCACGAUGAAAUCAGCCAAACGAGCCGUGUAUCGUAAAAGGAAUAAGUCCAGACCCGAGGCGUUAUCUUAUCCUUGGGAAACUCAAAGUACGAAUCAGUUUGAUCAUAGACUUMUCGUUCAAACAAGAGAAUCAAACCUUUCCGGGAACAAUCCGAGUAAAGAGGCUUACAUCGACGAACGUAGAGUCAUUGAAGAGCAUGUCGGUGUGCUUCAGGAAAAAACGGUUUUUCGGGAAAAUCCAUGUUAUGUGGUGGCAAUGGUUGAUGAAAUGUUUGGCUUUCUUCCUGAGGACAAACCGACUACACCUGAAUCUUCGAUGACUCCAAGUGCAUUCAAAGACUUGGGUGAACAGCAACAGCCAAUGAUCUCAACAGAAGACCAAAGUGUCUCCAGAGCGAGAAGAGAGCCCGAGGAAGACGUCUCCGAAUACAAGUUCUCAAAAUUUGCAGCAACUUACUUUCAAGGCGGGUCUAACCAUUCUUACAUCAGGAAACCGCUGAAGCAGUCUUUGCUUUCACUGAACUCUGARGCCGACAGUAUGGCCUCCCUAGCUGUGUGGAUUACGAUUCUUCGUUUCAUGGGCGAUUUACCAGAACCUAAGUAUAUUACGUCACACGUUGACUCAAAGGAUAAUGCAUCAGUCAUGAGCAGACUCUAUGACACACUGGGAAAGAAGUUUGUCAGCAAGAAAGGUGUUGAGGGAGUAGACGAUUUCCAGGCACAAAAUGCUUCUACCAUAUCCCGUGAACGUGAUACUAUAAGAAAAAGGAUUGUCUCUUUAACAUUAAAAAGGAAAUCAAAAAUUACUAAAGACGUAGCUGCUAAACUGCGAGAGGCUGAAGAAAGUGGUACCAUCACGAGUGGUUAUGGACCAUUGUCUGCUCAAGACCGUCCCACCACUAACCUAGAGAAACUCCAUUUCAUUAUUGGUCACGGUAUCCUCCGGCCAGGAUUGCGUGACGAGAUAUAUUGCCAAAUUUGUAAGCAGCUGAAUCAGAACCCRUCUAAGACAAGUUAUGCUCGAGGAUGGAUAUUGCUGUCUCUGUGCUUGGGUUGUUUUGCACCGUCUGACAGGUUUGAGAAGUACCUGAAAUGCUUUAUUAGCGAAGGACCCCCAGGCUACGCUCCGUACUGUGAGGAACGCCUUAGAAGAACACAGCAAAAUGGAUGCAGACAUCAACCUCCCAGUUGGCUUGAGUUACAGGCAACAAAGUCAAAGAAACCUUUAAUGUUACCUAUAACGUUCAUGGAUGGUAGGACCAAGACUCUUCUUGCUGACUCAGCCACCACGGCCAGAGAACUUUGCACACAGUUAGCAGAUAAAAUAUCACUCAUGGAUAACUUUGGUUUCUCGCUCUACAUUGCCCUUUUUGACAAGGUAUCGAGUCUUGGGAGUGGCAGUGAUCACGUGAUGGAUGCGAUUUCUCAAUGUGAACAGUACGCGAAAGAACAGGGAGCYCAAGAACGGAAUGCUCCAUGGAGAUUGUUCUUUCGCAAAGAGAUAUUCUCUCCUUGGCAUGAUCCAUCUUUGGAUAAGAGCGGUACAGACCUUAUCUACCAACAAGUCAUCAGAGGAAUAAAGUUUGGAGAGUACCGAUGCGAUAGGGACGAAGACCUUGCUGACAUAGCAGCCAAGCAGUAUUAUGUAGAAUAUGGACGGGAGAUGAUCACGGAUCGGUUAUUAGACCUUCUGCCAACUUACUUACCCGAGCCUUUACUGCAAACUGGCCGUGGAGCACUGGAACACUGGCAAACUCUAAUAACGAGCGCACAUCGCAAGGGAUAUUACAAUCUUCAAAGAACCGAUCCACAAGUCGUCAAACAAGAUGUGGUAAACUACGCGAGGUUCAAAUGGCCAUUACUAUUCUCUAGAUUUUAUGAAGCAUAUCAGUUCUCAGGCCCUAGUCUACCUAAAAAUGAUGUCAUCAUUGCAGUCAAUUGGACGGGUGUCUACGUUGUUGACGAUCAAGAACACGUGUUACUGGACUUGCAGUUUCCGGAUAUUGCUGGACUCAGCCACAAUCACGGAACAACUCGGCUUGAAGGCUCAAGCUUUACAGUUUCGACCAUCAAAGGAGACGAGUACACUUUUACCUCUGCUAGCGCUGAAGACAUCUGCGAACUUGUCCAGUUUUUCUGGGAUGGUUUACGUAAGAGGUCUAAGUUUGUCAUUGCUAUAAUAGACUAUCAAAGUCCAGGUGAAGGCUCAUCGUUUUUAAGCUUUAAGAAAGGCGAUCUUAUUAUUCUGGAGAACGACACAGGAGAAACAGUUCUCAAUUCAGGAUGGUGUACUGGUAUUUGCGAACGAACUGGUCUAAUGGGAGACUUUCCUGCUGAAUGUGUUCAUGUACUGCCAGCCACCGUUAAACCUGGACACGAAACAUUGUUGACAUUCAGUGAUCAAAGUCUCGAAAGCUCAGAGAAAAUCAUUGCGACAACGAAAACAGCCAUUCAUGAAGAGCAGGAGGUCUUUGAUAAACCGUACACCUUGGAGACAUUUUCCAUCGACCACUUCAUGCCUCCCGCAAAGAGAACACUGAGCAAAACGCUACAGUCGCAAUCCAAGAGAAAAGAUAAAUACAUCUCCUGGUCUUUCGCAAAGGAUCCAAUAAAGCAACCAUUGCUCAAGAGAUUGGCUGGUCAAGAAGAACUUUCCCAGAAGGCAACGCAAAUCUUCUUGGCUAUUAUGAAGUACAUGGGUGACUAUCCAUCAAAACGAACMAGACAAGCUACCGAACUCACAGACGCCAUACUUGAGCCAGCUCUGCAGCACGAGCCUCUUCGUGAUGAAGUAUACUGCCAGUUAAUUAAGCAGAUAACGGACAACCGAUUACCGUCAAGCUCCGAAAAAGGCUGGGAGCUGCUUUGGCUUUGCACCGGAGUCUUUGCUUGCAGUGCUCUUCUUCUUCGUGACGUCAAUCAAGUAUUCAAGUCGUGGAGAAUACGACAGCCACUGGCUCAAGAUUGUCUAAUGCGCCUCCAAAAGACAAUUAGAGUUGGUCAGCGGAAAUAUCCUCCUCAUCUUGUCGAAGUUGAGGCCAUACAGCACAAGACAACUCAAAUCUUUCAUAAAGUAUACUUCCCUGAUGACAGUGAUCAGGCGUUUGAAGUUGAUUCAAGUACGAAAGCAAGAGAAUUUUGUUCAAUAGUUGCUCAGCGUCUAGGACUGAAGGUUUCUGAAGGUUUUAGUUUGUUCGUGAAAAUCACUGAUAAAGUCAUAAGCGUUCCUGAGGGAGAUUUCUUUUUCGAUUUUGUGAGACAYCUAACGGAAUGGUUGAAGAAAGCAAAGCCAACCAGAGAAGGACAAAUGCCAAACCUGACUUAUCAAGUGUUCUUUAUGAAGAAGCUUUGGAUAAACACAGUGGUAGGCAAAGAUCAUGUAGCAGAUUGCAUCUUCCAUUAUCAUCAGGAGCUUCCGAAGUACUUGCGAGGCUACCACAAAUGUACAAAAGAUGAAGCAGCACAGCUUGCUGGACUCGUUUACAGAGUUAAACAUGGCGAAGAUAAACGCGAAUUUCAAAAUAUCCCGAAAAGGCUGAAUGAGCUUGUCAGUCAUGAUCUGAUCAAAGAGCAGUCUCCCGAUGACUGGAAGAGGAAAAUUGUUGCAGCUUUCAACAAAUACACCGGCAAAAGCAAAAUAGAAGCGAAAAUCUCCUUCUUGAAGAUAAUUCAAAGAUGGCCGACGUUUGGGUCAGCAUUCUUCGAAGUCAAGCAAACAACGGAGCCAAAUUUUCCACAAACUUUGAUAAUCGCCGUUAACAAAAAUGGAGUCAAUCUAAUUGACCCUAAAAACAAGGAAAUCCUUGCCACCUAUCCAUUUACAAAAAUUUCGAAUUGGAGCAGCGGUAAUACGUAUUUUCAUAUGACCAUUGGUAACGUCGUGCGAGGAAGCAGAUUCCUAUGCGAAACACAAUUGGGUUAUAAAAUGGACGACUUAUUAACUUCCUACAUCUCCCUAGUCCUCUCCAACAUGAACAAACAACGCAGACCACCAACACUACGGGCGGUUAGAAACAGCAUUAACAAUUAAUCAGCAAUAACAGUGUUCAACACUAGAGUCAUUUAUUUAAUGCUUAACAAUAUUUAUUAUAACGUAAAGCAAACUACUUUAAAUGCAACUUCUGUGUGUAAUUUUAUGAAUGAGAUGUAGCGAUAAUGAGCAACUGGAAAAAAGACUUAAAAUUCAUGAAAUAUUUUCUUGCAUACAUGUCAGUUUUUUACACUCUUAACUGUUCUAGCAGUGUUGCAUUUUAGAAUAAAAAAAGCGAUCUAACUUCUGCAUUACGUUGUAGAGUUACAUGCUGUAUACACCCUUUUAAUAAGUCCCGAGGUAUUGUGUUUUCCSCACUUGAYGUCGAAUUUUUUCWUUUGAAAUUUUUACAAUACAAAAGGAAUUCAAAAGAAUAAAUUUGACGUCAAGUGCGGAGAACACAAUAACUCAGGACUUAUUAAAAGGGCGUAUAGAGUCAAAACGUCGACGAAAUUAGAAACGUUGUUGAAAUAAUAAAAAGUGUAUACGUUAUUUAUUAUGACUAGUAUGUUAAGGAGGUUUUGGCUAUUGUCAGUUUGGAGCUGGGGCAAACUGCCUUACACUUUUUCAAACAAGAUUGUAUUCGAAUAAUCGGAGAAAUCUUGCAUAGCUUAUCGAAAUGGGCCGGAAAUCAGCUUUCUUUGAAUUUCUUUAUUCUGUCAUAAAACUGCUGCCAGUAAAUUAAAGAUAAAUAGAAACUUUA